AUGAUCCACAACACGCUGAAGACCACUCAGGAGGAGGAGGAGACGCAAAGUCCUGUCCGCACACAAUCGGCCGCACAGAGGCGGCUUUGGAGGUAUUCGGGCUGCAAGGGGACCAGGAGGCCGGAAAGUCAGCGCCGCAGCGUGUGCGUGCUGUCGGCCGACUUGAACGGGACGGCGGGGGGGAGAGGAGGAGGAGGGGCAGUGAUGCACACCAUUCACGGGUUGUGUCACCUCUGCAUCGGAUGUAGGCUACCACAGGUGACCAUCCUUCGAGGAAAGGAUGGAUAUGGAUUCACCAUCUGCUCAGAUUCGCCCGUGAGGGUGCAGGCUGUUGACCCAGGAGGACCUGCGGACCAGGCGGGUCUGCAGCAGUUGGAUACGCUCCUGCAGCUCAAUGGUCAGCCUGUGGAGCAGUGGAAAUGUGCAGACUUGGCCCAUGCAAUUAGAAACAGCGCGAAUGAAAUCACAGUGGUGGUGUGGCGCACUGGCCCCUCAGCCAAACCAAACUUCGAGGGUCUCAUCCACCGACCUUCCUACAAGCCGUCCACCUCCAACUACGAGGCGCCCUCUCCACCGGCCCCUCGCCGCGUCCCGGACAUGGGCGCCGGUCGAACCCCGCCUGCUGUGCCGCCGCUCCCCGCGCACCACCGGGCCACUGCUGCUCGCCGGCUCCUUGUUAACGGUUCUGACGGUGUUGGCGGGGGCUUAGGAACGGGCACCCUGAGGUGGGGCGCCGGGGCCGGCUCGGCUGAGGAGCUGGACGGCAAGUCGCGGCACAUCCAGCAUCCUCACACCGCCACGCUGAAGGGAACAAGGGUGAAGGCGUCCAACGGGGACAACUACAUCAUCCUGGCCCCCUUCGACCCCGGAAGCCAGAUCUUGAGGCCAGUUUAUCAAGACAAUCAGGGAACAUUAGCCAGCAGGUUGUAUCCCACGCGGCAGGCCUCUGCGGCACCUAACCAGUCCGCCAGUACCGGUGUUGGAGUGGGAACCUUUUUGCCCGGGUCAAGUGGAGGCGGUCCUUUCUCCAGUCGCACCGGUUUCCUUCGCCGCUCCAACAACGCCAAGACGUCAAAAAUCGCCUCCGCUGGUAGUGGCGUGCCCAACUACCAGCAGCACAGUGCUAACAUUGCCAACUACCAGAAUUGCACCAUCGUACGCUCUCACGUCCCUCAUGGUAAUUACGGAUACGUCUCCGUUGCACCCAAGAUACUCAUCUUCCCCAUCUUUGUUCAGCCUCUGGACCUGUGCAGCCGAGCUCUCAUCAUAACAGAGGAGAUGAUAUUGCAUGAGAGCAAGCAUCACUCCCUCAAGGUUACCGUGUUCGUCUACACAGACCUAAUGUUGGUGACGAGAGAAGACGAACCUGGCAAGUGUAAUGUCCUCCAGAGCCCUUUGUACCUGAGACACCUGCGACUACAGGAUGAUUACGUCGAAGAACUCAGAUUCUACCUUAUUCACAUGACCGAGAAGUGCGACUGCCUGCUCAGCCUGGAAGCGUUCUCGUCCGAGCAGAAGCAUCGCGUGUGCCAGUGCCUCAAAGACAACAUCGACAAGCAGCUCCACCUUCAAAGGAGGGAGCCCGCCGUUCAGCAUUUUGACCAGAUGUUGGAGCCAAAGGUGGACGUACCCUCUUGUGAGUUGGGGGGAGUCACGGGCGAUCGUGGGGGCGUCUGCCUCCACCUUCCGCCCCGUAAUUCGGAGGGAGAAGAAAGCAGCCUUUAUCCGUCCAGCCCCUCUGAACCCUUGACCCUAAGCAGCCCUCACCCCUCAGAGCCUUUGAGCCCACUCAAUGAGGUCUACCUGCCCCUUGGUAGUCUGGGCGGGUCGGAGGAGCGCCACAAGGUGCCCCCCACGCCUCCGCCUUCCACCGAGGGUGAGGACUGGAAGAGCGUGGAGGGGCACGAGAUGGAGAUCUGGAGAGAAGUGGACCGUAGAGAAGAAGAGUAUGAAGAAGAGGAGGCUGUGAGCAGGAAAAGUGAGUUGGAGGCAGACGUAGAACAAGAGGGAGAGGAAGUUCACCUCCACCUGCUGGUGUCAAACACCGACGAAGACAAUGCCUCGGAGCAGCUGGACACCAACGCGCCUCCUUCCUCCUCUUCGUCCUCCUUCGUCAUCCCCGAGCUACGCCUGGACCGCUCCUUCAGCGCCGACGCACUCUCCUCGCCCAACACCGACGAAGAAGAAUACGACGAGGAGGAGGAGGAGGACGACGACGAUGAUGAGGAUUCUGAGGAAGACGACAGCGACGAUGCCUACCUGCAACGUGUUGACAGCAAACGGCGCUCUAUGGUGGAGGGCGCCACCUGCGAGAAGCACGGCGGCGGAGGUCUCAGCGUGCAGAACUCGCUGCGAAGGCGCACCCACAGCGAGGGUAGCCUACUGCAGGACCCUCGCACGCCAUGCUUUACCUCUGACAACGCCAUCAACUGUUUGGAGGUGGGCGGAGCGCACCACAAGGGCGGCUGGACGCUGCCCUCGCCCAAGACGCUGAAGAAAGAGCUGACCAAGAACGGAGGAUCCAUGCAUCAGCUGUACAUGCUCUUCUCUGGGAGGAAGCUCAGCUCCGGAUCUUCCUGCAGCUGCGAGGUCGGCCCCAACGGCACCAAGAAGAAAAAGUCCAAGAAUCUGGCAAAAGACAUGAAGAACCGCUUGGCUUUCCUGCGACGGAGGAACGAAUCUCCAGGAAGCAACCCAGCCGGAAAGUUGGACAAAACUAUGAAGUCAGUCAAGCCCACCCCAGAGGAUGCACUCAAGUGGGGGGACUCUCUUGACAAGCUGUUGGCGCACAAAUAUGGUUUGGCAGCUUUCAGAGCAUUCUUGCGCACCGAGUUCAGCGAGGAGAAUCUGGAAUUUUGGCUGGCGUGCGAAGAAUACAAGAAGAUCAAGUCGCAGUCCAAGAUGGCCUCAAAAGCCAAGAAGAUCUUUGCAGAAUAUAUUGCUAUCCAGUCGUGUAAAGAGGUGAACCUAGACUCGUAUACUCGGGAUCACACAAAGGACAACCUGCAGAAUGUGACGCGCUCUUGCUUUGAGCUGGCACAAAGGCGAAUAUAUGGACUGAUGGAGAAAGACUCAUACCCACGCUUCCUCCGCUCCGAGCUCUACUUGGACUUGAUCAACCAAAAAAAGGCCAGCUCCACUUCGACGUCGUCUUCGUCAUAA
Nerophis lumbriciformis (worm pipefish) is the source of this 3162-nucleotide messenger RNA. The record is from RefSeq and is a predicted model, not a curated record. NCBI's taxonomy places the organism in Eukaryota, Metazoa, Chordata, Actinopteri, Syngnathiformes, Syngnathidae.